Messenger RNA from Anopheles marshallii, 5538 nucleotides. It is a transcript of the gene THADA, whose product is annotated as thyroid adenoma-associated protein homolog. Gene Ontology annotation, biological process: tRNA methylation. The transcript is spliced from 11 exons. The record is from RefSeq and is a predicted model, not a curated record. NCBI's taxonomy places the organism in Eukaryota, Metazoa, Arthropoda, Insecta, Diptera, Culicidae. Bases 1 to 5538 code for a protein of 1845 amino acids. Gene Ontology annotation, cellular component: cytosol.
AUGAAUGGGUUAUCCUUACGGAUUUCUAAUGUGCGAGCGAACGAGAAUGUGAAAAAAAAUUCCGAAAUUCGAAUGGAUCUGUUCCAAGUGCCUUCUAUAUAUUUGACUGCGGAUAAUUCUUAUCUAGAUCAACUAAACUCAUCAGAAACCAUAGAAGGGCAGGUGAAAGUUCUUAAAGAGUACUCGUCCUUUGUCGUAGGACUAGAGGAUUCACUCAAAUUACAUGUACAAACAUUGGCAAACUUGUUCAUGGACGCACCGCUUAAGCAUGCGGUGCGAAAUACGAUAGCUCGGUCCUUAAGCAACUUAACCGCCAGCCGAGAAAUCGUCGCAACUAGCAUUGCAAACAGUAUAAAAGCACGCAUUGAACAAGACUCAAGUGGAUCGAGUGAACCAACGCGGCGAAACACUACAAUAUGUAAUAUCGGAAGUUGUUUCGAAAACUUCAAAGUGGGUUGUGAAGCUGUUCGUCUUAGCCUGCAGCAAUUAUUUCAAUUUCUGAACAAAUCCGUGAUGGUGUAUCUGGAACGGAUGAAUGAUCAGGUUUCUCCUUCGGAUAAGAGUGAGCUAUGUUUAUUCAUUCACUCUGCUAUCAGAAUCGUAAUAUCCUGCUUCCAACAGUUUCCCGAUCAGUUAAAGGCAUCGUACGAGGGUGAAAAAAAUGUGGAAAAACUUGUGCUCAUAUGCUGGGAUUUGUUGGAAAAUCCGGAAAUACCGAUGGACACGAAAACUAACUGUGGUAUACUAAUAGCCAUGAAUGCUAAUUUGGAGAGAAGAUUUUUACGACUAGCGCAACGUGUAUUCGACGAAGAUAGUUCAGCAAAGCAAAUGUGUCUGGUGAAUGGGAUAAUAUGUACGAUAGAAAAUGAGCAUUUCACCGAUCCAGAAUGGAAAGGUAUAGCAGUGUUGCAUCAGGCAGCAACGGUUUUAAAAGAAAUUUCAGAGGAAAACUCGGUGGAAGUAAGCAUCGUACUAGGUACGACACGUGGCUUUUUCCAAAUGACCAAACGGCUGCUUGGCCUGAAGUUGGAUGGUUACAAACCAUCGGAACGAAAAGAACUCGUUGACAUCCUGGCCGUAAAUCUGCGUUACUCUCUGUCCCAUCUGGAUCAUUAUGUAGACAGCAUACGACAUAUAUCGCGCGAUUUGCUUAAGUGCACUAUACAACUAGGGACACGGCUAGACGAUACUUUAAACGCUAUCAUCUACGAUUACAUUCGUAACGGAGGGAUUAACAUCAACACAAAGUGCAUAUUGAUCAGUGCAAUAUCUUCAAUACUUAAAGCAAAGGAAGUUCUGCGUGCCAUUCCAGAUGUUCCGGAGUUUUUACUUCGUUCGCUCACUCGAAAUGAUCAUUCGAAUACCAAUUUGCAUAUAAACAAUUGCUAUGAAUCAUUAAUGAUGUCCUACUCGUAUGAGGAGAACACACAGGAAUGGUUUAAUCGGUGGAUCAAUCCGAUUCUGAUGGAAAUUACUAACGGACGUGAUGGGAUCGUCAGUGGAGCCGCUGAAACAGUUGCCACGACCGUAGCAUCUUCUCACGAGGAAGAGGAAACUACCAGUGAUGGAAAUACUGGAAAUGACGUACGAGAGACACUGCACGAUCUCAUUAGAAAAGCUAUUCGUGCCCAUCCAGAAAUCGCCAUUUACAUGAUCGAUAGCAAAAUUGGAAUCAGUUACGGUUUAGUACUGUCCUCUUUGGGCAUCGCACGGAAAAAUGGGCUCUUUGAUACGGUCCAGUCAACGGAAGCCAUGUGGAAAAAUCUGCUUUCCUAUACUGAUAUUCGGCAGGCAAUGAUAUCGUCAGAUGAUUCAACCCGUAUGUCCGCCUUGUACCUGAUAACAGAAUGCCACAAAAGCACCGAAAUAUUCACCAAACAAGAUUUAGAAUGCAUUCUCUUUUUCCUCGAAACGAACAUUAAUGUCCAAGCGGCUUCUUUGCGACAAAAAAUUACGUCAUGUAUGAAGAGUGCCCUGAAUCGUCUUCGUUCGGGUUUUUUGAGCAUCAUUAAGAAAUCGGACAUCGAUGGAAAGAGCCAUUACUACUACGAGUUCGUCAAACGGCUGCAUGAAUUUUGUAUCGUUAAUCAGUUCAUCGGAGCCAACUACAGCCGCCGAGCAAUUUCGUUCCAGAUUUUGCUUCAAUUAUUGCAGAUUUCUUCCUAUAUUUUCUACAACGAUGAGAACAUAAGCAUGUGGAAUGAAAGGCAGGUGCGCAUUCUACUGUCGGCUUUGAACGAUAGUUACGAGUCUAACAAACAUUACUCCCUGAAAGUGUUAUCAUUUUGUCCGAAGCAAUUCAUUGAACAGUUCAAUGAUGAACUUAAUUACGAGGUCACCCGCACGCUCAUGAUCAGUCCACGACCGAAUGAUUCGUUGUCGGCAGCGUAUUAUCUUGAAUAUCUGUGCUUUGUAAAUAGCACUAUUGAUACACCCCGUCUGGAGAUUGAGCCAGUUAGCUGCAAUGUCGCGAUGAAGGUGUACCGUUGCUUUCUAUGGUGCGAGGAAAUUCUUAUGCAAGGAUUCAGAUUAGCUAGCAACUCACUUCUACGAGCUUCUCGUGAGAAUCCAAUGUUCGGCGCACUAAUUUGCAUUCGCCAUUUACUGAGCAAACUAGACUUCAAGGAGCUCUCGCGGGAUGAAUGUUGGCGAACUUCUAUUACCCGUUUAAUUAGUACCUGUGACAGCAUUGCAAAAGUGGUUUCGGUAGUAACGAACAAUUCUUCACCAGAAGGAACAUUUUUGGACGAUUUCGUAGAAUCAAACCUAAACGAAUGCACCGACAUAGAGAUGGAUGAAGUAAAUGCGUUGGAGUCAUACGAUGAGAUCAAUAGUUCCACCCAAAACACAACGCACGAUGAGGCUAAUGAACCGUACAAGCCGGAAACCACACCACAAAUGAUUUUACUUUGCUGUUGGCGCACGAUAAAAGAAAUUUCACUUAUUCUGGGCGAUAUUGCAUCCCGUUCUCCAAUCAUCGAUACGGGAAGCACUGUAAUGCAGGGCGAGAAUGGUGGACUUUUGACUUGCCAACAGAUUUUGAGCAUUGGAAAUCAGUUUAUUGAACUGCUCUCUGAAACAAAGCAUCGAGGAGCAUUUGAACAAGCUUACAUAGGGUUUUCAAAAAUAUGCUUACGCCUCUGGGGUUCCCCGCAUACUGAGCUACAUCAGCUGCCGAUGCGCUGGAUAAAAGAGUUGAUUAAUGCCAUAACUGGGGGCAUGAAUACAGUUGCUACACCCGCAAUCACUGGCAGAGACAUCGCUGAGAUCAACUUAGAUAAACUGUGUGUUACUCGUCGAAGUGCGGGCAUACCUUUUAUAAUUCAAGCAUUGAUAACUUCCGAGCUACAAGUUAGCUCCACGAAAGGACUACAGUUUUGCAUGAAAACAUUGCUCGAACUAUGCCGGUCUCACAGCACAAGCAGUCAAACACGGACUCAUUCGCUGAACAUAUUACGUUCACUGUUUCGAUCCACUGAUUUGGGUGAAACCGUCGGAGAGUUCGUCUCAGAAGGCAUCAUGUGCGCUAUCAACGGUUACGAAGCGGAGUCAUGGUCGGAACGUAAUUCUUCAACUUUAUUAUUCUCCGCUCUGAUGGUGCGCGUAUUUGGUGUGCAAAGAACCAAAGAUUCGGAAAAUUUAAACAUUCGCAACAAAAUGACUGGCAGAAUAUUCUUUUUACGAUAUCCCGUGCUCUAUGAUUACUUUGUGCUCGAACUGGAAAAGGCUAGUAAAAUUAUCAUCCAAGGCACUAGAAGUAAAAAAUUACACCCGCUCUUAUUGCUUUUAAGUCGACUGUAUCCUUCUGCUCUAGAGGGCAGUGAAUCAAAUUUGAAGCUUUCUCGGUUCGUUCCUUUAGUCUCAAUUUGUUCCGGUUGUGCAGAGCUUCAAACGCGUUACUUGGCGGCAAAGAUCAUCUCCAUAAUCGUGUCACCGGAUUUAAUGUUCGAUCGAAUCUGCUUGCUAUUGGAAAGCCUUAAUCGUUCCAAUAAUCGAAACGUUAAUCCCAAUUCCUUACAUGGUGCGUUGUUGCAAAUUUUGUACCUCGUCAAAACCAAAAAUCCCGGCUUGGUAGCAGCAGCAACAUCGAGCGGACAGUUGAACAAUUGGAUAGAAUUGUACACUGCGAUUUCAAACUAUUUGUUUGAAGUAAAACCCAAUUUCAUAAUUUACAGUACCAUUUUAGAUAUAUUGCUGGAAAUUUUAGCACGAUGUCAACACAUCAUUAUUGCAGAGGAUGAUCAAUUUAUAGAUGAUUUAAGCAACAUUGUUGAUUAUCUGCUUAAUUUGGCAAACCAUCGGAACUUUUAUGGAGAACCUUUAGUGUUUCAGAAAAUAGUACUGCUGAAAACUUUUAUGUAUCUGUAUAGCGAUGACGAGGCAGCCACUCGAAGCUCCCAAUGUUUCCUGUUGCGCAUUGAAUCGGAAGGAGACAAACAGCAGUCGCCAGAAUACAUACAGGCGAUGUUAAACACGAUCUUACUCGUGCUGGAUAUUGAUCACAUUGGGAAGCAAUGCGAAGAAUAUGAUAUCACUCCUGUGGAGGUGUUUUACUUCCGCAAUAUUUGUGAACUUAAGCCGGAUCGAUUAAGGUGGUUGAAGGCGGAACUGUUACGUUCGCAGCAAUUUCACUGCUCCUUACGUCGAUUGAUCGCGCCUGAGAAUGAAAGUCACAAGCAACCGUACACAAUCCAGGUGAAGGCUUAUCUAAUACUUAGCUACAGUAGUGUGGCCGUUGGCAACGUAUUGCUCGAUGGGAAAAGCAUUCGUGAAGCAAUACAAAUCAUAUACAAAGCAGCCAACAGUCAGCCCUAUCAACUACGCAGUGCCAUGUUCCGCUGUUUAAAACGUAUGCUGCAAAAUGAGUCGAAGGGAUCAAGUGAGUUUACGCUGAAUGUCGAUUUUUUACCUACUCUAAGCGCUGCAUACCAAUCAAAACCCAUUAGAUUAACUGCGGUGGAGUGUUUGCAUAUAGUCGGUAGGAAAAUAUUCGAUGGCAAAUCACUAAACCAGUACAUAAGUUUCAGUUUUGCACUAUUGAAUUUACUUAGUGAUGACGAUUGUAAUAUCCGUGCCAAGGCAUCAUUAGUCGUUAGCCAACUUCAUCAUGUGAUUGAGAAAGUGAAACAAAAACCUCUCGUAGCGACAUACGCACAAAGUGCAUAUUUACGACUACUAAGCAAAACAAUGGUUGCUCAUAAGUUUACCUUAAACCAGAUAGUGGCCGCUAUCAUCGUGAUAUGGAUAUUGAAAGAGCAGGAAACAGAAGACGAUUCCAUCAAUAUUGACGAUGUAACAGAUCUUAAGGUGUUCGACAAAAAUGAAGUAAAUAUCUACGGUGAGUUAGAAUUGGUCCGAGACUAUUGCAUAGCGGAGCUACAACACUUGGAUUCGAGCAAUGCAGACUACAGCCUGGAUAGCAAUAUAGAUAAAAUUCAAAAGAUUGUCGACAAACAUCUAAAACAGCCAACGUGUAUACGGGAGUUCUUGCAAUCUACCGCAAAAAUAUCAUCAAAACUAAUAGGAAUCGUUCUGUAG